Messenger RNA from Lactuca sativa (garden lettuce), 2117 nucleotides. RefSeq names its product serine/threonine-protein kinase GRIK1. Gene Ontology annotation, molecular function: protein serine/threonine kinase activity; ATP binding. NCBI's taxonomy places the organism in Eukaryota, Viridiplantae, Streptophyta, Magnoliopsida, Asterales, Asteraceae. Gene Ontology annotation, cellular component: cytoplasm. Gene Ontology annotation, biological process: intracellular signal transduction; protein phosphorylation. The record is from RefSeq and is a predicted model, not a curated record.
UGUGCCUUGAGAGAGACAUGAGAGCCAAGGAUCCAAACCCUAAUCAAUUUAAUAUGAAAUUACCAAAACACCCCUGGGCCUCUCACCCUCCACUUUACCACCACCACCACCAUCAUCAUCAACGUUCCAGCCUCGCAAGUAACAAACUUGUUGCUGUCCUCCGCAGGAGAAACUCCCCCUCACGCGCACGCAACGCGCCGCCCUAGAUUCCUCUCUCAACGCCAGAUUCAUCGGAAAACUUCAACUACUGCUUCUACUUCCCCAACAAUCGAUUAAUUUCCCGUUGCUCAACGUAUUUGAGCAUAUUCUCGUCGUUUCUCUUGCCCUAAUUUUGCUUUCGUCGUUCCAGGGAUAAAGGAAAGGUCCUAAGGUAUUGUCUUGGUGGAGCCGAGCCUGCAAUUUCGUGCGGGCUGCUGUCGUUAUCAGGAAAGCUGGAAGAGGUGUUCGUGAGCGAUGUUGUUGGCGUUGAAUCGAAAUGGUGUUCAUUUGAUCAACUGCAUCCUUCAUUUUUCUGAAUGGCAUCCUUUGGAAUUCAGCCACAAAUCUAAUUAGCUAGGGCAUAAUUGCCCCCCUUAAUCUUCGUAUCAGGUUUUGUUCUAGUUAAGCUGAUAAAGUGUUUUCUAGAUCGUUGAAGUUAUUAUAGUUCAAGUAUCCAUGUUUAUCAAGGGAUACUCUAUAGCAAGUGUGGCAGAAAUGGGCUGUUGUGGUUGCUUUGGAUUUUCAUUAAGAAAAAAGCACAAAAAGACUCGGCCCAGGACACACAUUGAGAGUCACAUUUCACAGGAAUUACUCCUAAAUGAAGAAGUAGAAGAAGAGGAAGAGGAGGAAGAACACGAAGAAGAAGAAGAUGAUGAUAACUGCUCAUAUGGUGAUGACAUAUCCGACACUGAAAAAGAUGAUCAUGUUGAAUUCAAGAAUCCAGCAAAGAGAUCAGAAGACAUUCUUUUAUACAGAACACAAAACGGAUUGAUUUGCAGGGAGUUCCCUGUCAAGGAAACACACAAAGUUAUCCGCUCAGAGGAUGAGAAUGGAAACAAAAUGGUGAAUGAGUAUGUUCGUGAGUAUAAAAUCGGUUCUGGUAGCUAUGGAAAAGUGGUUCUUUACAGAAGCCAAGUUGAUGGGAAGCAUUAUGCAAUUAAGGCAUUUCACAAGUCUCAUUUGUUAAAGCUAAGAGUUGCUCCAUCAGAAACUGCCAUGACUGAUGUUCUUCGUGAGGUUUUAAUAAUGAAAAUGUUAAAUCAUCCAAACAUAGUAAAUCUGAUAGAAGUGAUUGAUGACCCAAACACAGAUCAUUUCUACAUGGUUCUUGAAUAUAUCGAGGGCAAAUGGGUCUUUGAGGGAUCUGGACCUCCAGGUGGCUUAGGAGAACAAGUUUCAAGGAGUUAUUUGCGUGAUAUUGUAUCUGGUCUUAUGUAUCUCCAUUCUCAUAAUAUUGUGCAUGGUGAUAUAAAACCUGAUAAUCUUCUUGUCACUGCCACUGGGACUGUAAAGAUUGGUGAUUUCAGUGUCAGCCAGGUUUUUGAGGAUGAAAAUGAUGAACUUCGACGUUCUCCUGGAACUCCUGUUUUCACUGCUCCAGAAUGCUGUCUAGGUUUAACUUAUCAUGGAAAAGCUGCUGACACGUGGGCAGUAGGGGUAACUUUAUACUGUAUGAUUCUUGGACAAUAUCCUUUUCUUGGAGACACACUUCAAGAUACAUAUGAUAAGAUUGUUAAUGAUACUAUUUGGCUUCCUGAUGUUAUGAACCCCCAACUCCAAAACCUACUCGAGGGUCUUCUCUGCAAAGAUCCAACUCAGCGGUUGACUCUUGGUGACGUGGCGGUCCAUCCGUGGGUUGUGUUAGAUGAGGGGCCGAUACGUGAGUUUAAAUGCUGGUGCAAGCGUGAGAGGGGAGAAAAUGAAAAUGUUGAUGAGGGUAUAACGGGUAAUUUUAUUGCUAUUACUGACUGACUAAAAGUAUAAGCUUAUUUGUAAUGUCAAAAUUAUUUGUUUUUUUUUUUUUUUUGUAUAGUAAACUUUUUGUUUGGUUUUGAGGUUUUUUUUAAAAAAAAGUAAACAAAGGGAGAUUGUAAGAAAUUGGAAAGAAAGUUAAAUGUUAUUUGGGAUUUAUUUGGUUA